Oncorhynchus gorbuscha (pink salmon) is the source of this 2511-nucleotide messenger RNA. Its product is annotated as neuroepithelial cell-transforming gene 1 protein-like. Lineage: Eukaryota; Metazoa; Chordata; Actinopteri; Salmoniformes; Salmonidae. Gene Ontology annotation, biological process: intracellular signal transduction; positive regulation of Rho protein signal transduction. The transcript has 10 exons. Bases 145 to 1995 code for a protein of 616 amino acids. The record is from RefSeq and is a predicted model, not a curated record. Gene Ontology annotation, molecular function: guanyl-nucleotide exchange factor activity.
UCAGGUCUUUCCUUAUUGGUCAUUGUUCAGAUAUCCGCCAUAUUCAAAGAAUUUCAAACAUCUGUCUACUGUUCUUAUAAUUUUUAAAUAAAUAGUUAGCUAUUAUUCUCACCUUCAACAUUGAUUUCUGGUUCUGCAUUUCAAAUGGAGGAAACCAAUGAAGGACAGGUCCAAAGUUCGAUACCAGAGAAACAGAAUGACAGACCGAAGAGAAAGGCAAACAAGAAGAGGAAGUUCUCCGUCGAUGAUGAGACGUCCGGCGAGAGCAAUAACAAUACCAAAUCAAGGCCUGGACUGAGAAGAGGGAGCUCCUUCACCUUCCUCACCCCUGGACCUCAAUGGGACUUCAGUCUGAAGCGGAAGAUCAGAGAGAAGGAUGACUCUGAUGCAGUCAGCCUGUGCAGCUUUGACUUCAAGGAACCCAGCAACAAGCGUGUCCGUCCUCUUGGCAGGGUGAGCUCGCUGGCUAACCUCAUCUCCCCCGUGAGGAAUGGGGCCGUCCGGCGCUUCGGCCAGACCAUCCAGUCCAUGUCCUUCCGGGGCGAUGGCAGUGGUGGCAAGACGCCGGGCGUGCCCCAGAAGCCAUGCAGUAAGGCGGCGGCGCCCACGCCACCCAAGAGACGCAACAGCACGCUGUGGUCAGAGACCUUAGACGUCCACCAGAAGGGCACCUUCUCCACCAAGGAGAUCAAGAGACAGGAGGCCAUAUUUGAGUUGACUCGCGGAGAACAGGACUUGAUUGAGGACCUCCAGCUCGCACGCAAGGCGUACCACGACCCCAUGCUGAAGCUGAGUAUCAUGUCGGAGGAGGAGCUGAGCCAUAUCUUCGGGGACCUGGAUGCCUACAUCCCCCUCCACGAGGACCUGCUGGCCCAGCUGGCCACAGCCACCGGCCCCGACGGCACCGUGGGACAGAUAGGACAAAUCGUCGUCAGCUGGUUGCCAGGGCUGAAUGCAUACCGAGACUACUGCAGUAACCAGGUGGCGGCCAAGGCCCUGUUGGACCAGAAGAAACAGGACCGGAGGGUGCAGGACUUCCUGCAGCGCUGCCUGGAGUCUCCCUUCAGCAGGAAGCUGGACCUGUGGAGCUUCCUUGACAUCCCCCGCUCCCGCCUGUUCAAAUAUCCCCUCCUGCUCAAGGAGAUCCUCAAACACACGGCGCCCGAGCACCCUGACACACCCCACCUGGAGCUAGCGAUCACCAUCAUCCAGGAUGUGUUGUCUGACAUCAACAUGAAGAAGGGUGAGUCAGAGAGCCAGUACUACAUAGACAAGCUGGAGUAUCUGGACGACAGGCAAAGAGACCCGCGCAUCGACCAGUGCAAGAGUCUGUUGUGUCACGGCGAGCUACGCAACAAGAGCGGAACAAAGCUGCAUGUGUUCCUGUUCACAGAGCUGUUGGUGAUGACCCGGCCUGUGACGCGGAACGAGCACCACUGUUUCCAGGUGUACCGGCAGCCAAUCCCGGUGCAGGACCUGGUGCUGGAGGACCUGCAGGAUGGAGACGUCAAAAUGGGUGGCUCCUUCAGAGGAGCAUUCAGUAACUCAGACAAAGCCAAGAACAUCUUCCGUGUGCGUUUCCAUGACCCGUCUCGGGGCCAGUCCCACACGCUGCAGGUCAACGACAUCUUCCACAAGCAGCAGUGGCUCAACUGCCUGCGCAGCGCCAUCUCCGUCCACCACCCUGCCGACGUCACCACGCCCGCUUCCUCCCCGGCAGCCGACGCCCAGUCUAAGCGGCGCUCCUCCAAAAUCUCCUCCAUCAUCCACACGGAGGAGGCCGACGAGAACUGCCCUUUGACGCCCGCAGGUGCAACGUCCGCCUCCAGUUCGCUAUGCGGGGACGAGACCCCCAGUCCCACCUCAUCGUCUCCCUCCUCCCGCUCCUCAUCCUCCUCUUCAUCACCACUAUCCUCCCCGUCGCCCAAACACAAAACCAAAAAGGACAAGCGCUCCCUCAGUGCCUUAGGGAAGAGGAAGGAGACCAUGGUGUAGUUAGAGGGGAGAAAAUGGACUCCUUGGCGAGCGGACAAUAUGUUUGUACAUAAGGAGGGGGGGGGGGGGUGUUCCCUCCCUGUGGGACUUUUUAUUUAUGUGUCUGUGUGUUUUAUUAUUACAACAGUAUUUUGUGUUACUGUCCCCAUUGGCAGCUAUUUAGUUUACUCUUCCAUCCCUCCACUGUUUGGUUUUGUCCACAAAGGGGCUAAGUGCAUACCAUUCAGUAUUCUGGAGAGGCCUGCUUGGCUUUCAGUAAUUAGAGAGAAGUUGUGCAGAUUGUCCUGUUUACUGUUAGAUUUUUUUUAUUUUUAAGUUUUACUCCCUUUUUUUCAAUCUGAACUUACUUGUAGCUCUGUUUAAAACAGCACUGUUUAUGGCGCAGUGCUUAAGGGCGCUGUACUGCAGCGCCAGCUGUGCCAUCAGAGACUCUGGGUUCGCGCCCAGGCUCUGUUGUAACAGGCCCUCGACCGGGAGGUCCGUGGGGCGACGCACAAUUGGCCUAGUGUCGUCCAG